Molecule: messenger RNA, 2092 nt
Organism: Paramisgurnus dabryanus
Lineage: Eukaryota; Metazoa; Chordata; Actinopteri; Cypriniformes; Cobitidae
Source: RefSeq, a predicted model, not a curated record
UGUACCUUUGGAGAUGCCAGAGACAAUAUGCGGUUGUCUACGAGAAUUGUCCAGUGUCAUUGCAGGACAGUCCAUAGUUGUGGUUACAAUGAAUGGGCGAUAUGAUCUCAGAUUGCCUCAGAUUAGAUGCAAAGCAUGUGAAGCCACUUGGAGUCCUGGAGUGGAUGACCUGAUCCGCAAUGACUACUGGCCUGCCACUUCUCACUUUUCUACUGUGUACAGAACAGAUGUCCUUUUUUCUUUUGAACAGCUGAAGAUGGCGGCACCAGGGAUGUCCAGCCAAGCAUUUCUUAGAAUGCUGGAUCAACGCACUCUUCGCUUUGGCCGUAGUGGAAACAUCACAGCAGACAGCUUCCGGAAAAGCUUCUUGGAGUGGGAAGCUGUCCUAUUCGAAGUGAACAAAUUAUGCCAGGAGGACCACUUUGAGUGCCCAGCGUGCAGCCCAGACAUGCUUGCAGUAUCCGUCGAUGGAAACCGUAAGCACUACAGAUUCAAGAGUGCAGCAAGAUCGGAGGAAAAAGCCAUCUUUGAUGGUGUGUUCAUCGCGAAUGAUGACGACGUCGCAAGAUUCGUGGACUAUGUCCGUACCUCAACCAGUCAUGUCUCUGGAAGAGGUGUCUGUGGAGGGCAAUGGUCAGCCGCCCGUGAAAUGUCUCAGAAGUCCUCAGGAAAAACAGACGAGGAGGGCCUGGAACUUGCUGUGUGUCGUCAUGGAGUUCUCCUUCGUGCCCUCAAUAUGUUCAGGGGGGAGAUUUUUGCCUACCCCCUGUACCUCCAAAAGCAAAUGGCCUGUAAGCCAGUUACAUUUUUUGCAAUGGAUGUGGCAUGCAAGUACUGGCCUUACCUCCAGAGAGUGACAGAGAAAUGCCCUGAGCUUCAGGAUCUCCUCACCAUGAGGCCGUUUCUUUCUGUUUUUCAUGCAAAAGCUCAUGAUUUCAAAUGUGAGGUAAAAUGGAGUGGAGCAUAUCAGGAGGGGGCUGGUUCGACUCUUGGGGAAGAGGUGGAGCAGUGCAACGCCUUCCUCUCAAGGAUUGCUGUUACGACAAAGCACAUGUCAAAAGCAGGACGCAUAGACAUGCUGAUGAUCAUGGCCAUGCGCUGGAACCAACAAAAAUUUGACAACUUGGCUUCUACCCUUGCCCGCCGAUACCGGAAGGCCACAAUAGCCCUGCAAUGCCAGAUGCAUAACCUGGAGGCCAUGAAAACAGAAAUGGACAUCUCGGACAAUCAACUGGAGAAGUGGAUCAUUGAUAUCAAUGAGUGGGCAGAAGCAACAACAUCCCCAAAUGAUGCUGAUGUUGCCGCUGUUGCCAGCCGAAUUGAGGAGCUGGUGGCAAGUGUUAAGAGGAGGUCCCAGCGUCUUUAUAAGGAUAGUGACGGAUGUAAAGGACGUGCCCGAAUCCGCCGAAAGAUCAGGGAGGAAAAAAAAAUCUUAAAUUCUGUAGUAGAAAUGUAUAACACAUUGGUUCCUAAUGCAGAAAAACUGACUAUGGACACCAUUCUAUCGGACGAGAUUGUUUGGCCAUGGCAGCUUACACACUGUGACUCUGUAGAUCUAAGGACAAAAAGGAAGGCGUUUGACAUUGUGAUGGCGGUAAGGAGACUUGAGGAGGAGAAGGGGAUUCUUAUCGCAGAGAUGAAGAAGCAUUGGAAGUCUCUUUGCACCCAUGCAGACACCCUGAAGCAGAUGUCAUCCCAGCUUUCUAAUGUGACAUCAGGUGAGACUUGGGGCCUGCUUGAAGAUGGUAUCCAAGGUCUACAGAGCUUGAUGAUGAAGAAAAGGCAAGCAAGCAACAGCCUGGCAAAGCAUGCAAAGAAAUGCUAUGUUCAAGUUCUGACUGAAACUGAAAUGAACUUUGAUAGUGACUCUGAGGAAUAUCAUACCAGUAGUGACUCUGAGCAAGAUUAAUCAUGAGUCCUUUUUAUGCUGUUGUGUGCUGGGGAGGCAGCAUUAAGAAGAACCAUCACAUCACUUUGUUUAUUGUCUCCACCAUUCAUUUGACUGUCUUAUAUGCUACAUUAGCCCCUCUAAACAUUUUGGACUGUGGUUUCAACAUUGACCCCUGUUGGUUUGUAUAAUCUUUUUUUAUAU